GAAUUUGCAUGUUCUGAAUUGAAUUAUAUGAAUGUUUACCAUCAUCAGCAGCAAAUCAAAUCAAGUCAACAAAAUUAUGAACCUUAUGAUCCAAAUGGGAUUUUAUCUUUUAUGAAUGAUUUUCAAACACGUCUUUGGGUGUACAGCAUUGGUUCAACAUUUCUGAUCAGCUUUAUGCCAUUUGUUUUACUGUCGCUAAUACCUUUAAAGGCGAAUACUGCAGAAAACGAACCAAUGCUAAAACUCCUUUUGAGUUUUGGCUCUGGUGGUUUAUUGGGUGAUGCAUUCCUCCAUUUGAUUCCACAUUCACAACCCCAUCAUGACGAACAUAGUCGUUCGCAUACUCAUUCGCAUGCACAUGGUAGUUCCGAGCAUUCACAUGGGCCACAUGACAUGACUGUUGGAGGUUAUGUGUUAGCUGGAAUAUUAGCAUUUCUGACAGUUGAGAAGCUUGUACGCAUUCUACGAAGUGAAAAGAUACUUCAUUCUCAUUCACACGGUGGUAAUGGCUCAUCGUUUUCCGAUGGCAAAAAGAAAAUUAAGAAGCGGGAAGAUGCUCGAGCUAGUAAGGAAAAGAAAUCAGAUGUUUCAUCAGCUGAAGAAAGUUUGAACAGUUGUUCCGAUGAAGAGCAUAAGCAUUUGAUAGAAAAAACAAUAAACGAUGAAAUGGGUUUCAAAGUAGCAGCAUACUUAAAUUUAACAGCGGAUUUUGCGCAUAAUUUCACGGAUGGUUUAGCAAUUGGUGCAUCGUUUCUUGCCGGCACUACAGUUGGUGUUGUAACAAUGAUUACUGUGCUCGUACACGAGAUACCGCACGAGAUUGGCGACUUUGCGAUUCUUAUACAAUCUGGUUUCUCCAAAAAAAAAGCUAUGUUUGUUCAACUUUUAACAGCUUUGGGUGCUCUUACUGGUUGCAUUUUAUCAUUAUGUUCAACAAAUGCGGAUGAAUUAUCCAAUGCAGCUUCUUCAAGUUGGAUACUGCCUUUCACUGCUGGUGGAUUUAUUUAUAUUGCAACUGUAACAGUUAUUCCGGAAUUGCUCGAAAAUACUUCCACUUGGCAAAGCAUUAAAGAAAUAAUGGCUUUGCUAACUGGAAUAAUGCUGAUGUUUCUUAUCGCUAUCUAUGAAUGAAAUGAUGAGUGAAAAUAGUACUGAUAAUAGUUAUUUUUCGAAAAAGUUGCUUCUGUUUCUUAUUAAAUUGUUUAUAUAUUUCAUUAU
Loa loa (African eye worm) is the source of this 1218-nucleotide messenger RNA. RefSeq lists its product as hypothetical. The transcript is spliced from 8 exons. NCBI's taxonomy places the organism in Eukaryota, Metazoa, Nematoda, Chromadorea, Rhabditida, Onchocercidae. Gene Ontology annotation, molecular function: zinc ion transmembrane transporter activity. Gene Ontology annotation, biological process: intracellular zinc ion homeostasis; zinc ion transmembrane transport. Gene Ontology annotation, cellular component: membrane. The coding region runs from base 28 to 1131 and encodes 367 amino acids. The record is from RefSeq and is a predicted model, not a curated record.